AUGUGCUUGGCUCCCUGCGUAGUGCCGCAUGUCUCUCAGGGUAGCGUCGUGCUGAAAGAAAAUAAAACAAGUGCAAACGACACUCAGGAGCAUACACAGAUAGUUCGUAGCUCUACUAUGGUCCAACAUGGUGAAAUAAUCGUAGUAGAGUGCGAGAAAGACUACGAGUUUCCGUCUACUAACGCUGCGAUCACCUGCAACAAUGGAACUUGGACGCAGAUACCACGUUGUCAACCAGCCAGGUGUAAGAAAAUGCCAAAAUUUCCCAGAAAUGGUAUGGUGAUAGCUCCAAAAACUGAACACGGUAUGAAGGCUCGAUUUAGGUGUAAGGACGGAUAUGAGUUAAAAGGAAAUCCCAUUGUCGUCUGUUCGUUUGGGACUUGGAGCGGAGAGACGCCCAAAUGUGAAGAGUUGUUCUGCCCAUUUCCUGGUUACAUAGAGAACGGAAAAGUACUUCUGGUUGGUAACAUGGGAUUGUACGACUAUCGUCCAUAUGUGAAAAAGGUGGUCAACAACAAACAGAUAAUGUAUGAGUGUGACCGAGGUUAUGUGCUAUCUGAAGGUGCUCCUGGCGCCACCUGUGUGGGCGGACAUUGGAGCCCUAGAGAACUACCAUAUUGUACACUGUAUAAACACCCACGUAUUCGUUGGAGUCGAAGACGCAGAUCUAUCACUGACACUGAAGUACGUCACAGACGGUCAGCCUACCUCAGGCAGUACUAUAACAACCUUCGCAAGAGUCUCGACACCUCACAUGAAAACUUAGAUCAGUUAUACGAAAAAUACAAUCAUGACACUGAAAAACCGACGCUACGACAUGCAAAUUUCAAGAUGAUGAAGAAGUUUGAUUUAGACUUUGACGAAGAUAUGCUGGAGCCUCAAGGACCUGAUGAUGGAAAUCUUCCAACAGCCAUCUACACUGUUUAUAAUGUUCACGGAGAACCAAUAGCACAUAAGUUCUACUCCUACCAACCGGUUUACGAGCCUGAAGAAGACGAAAUUGUACACGAUGAAACACCAGACUACGGUGAUUCUAUGGAAACCGAUGAUUCUCAACUAACAAUUCUUAAAGGGGGUUCUUUCCCUGAUCACGAAGACACAAGUAAUGAAAUUUCAGAAAAUAUAAAUAAACUCAAACAUCAAUAUUUCGAAAGAUAUGUAGAUAGACGACGUAAGCGAUUUUUGAAUGUUACUGACUCACCUGAUCAUAGUAUUGAAAUUGAAUCAGGCACGGAACUCAAGGCUAGGGAGAAACGAAAUGUCAAUUAUGAAGAACAUGAUACGCAAAGUUAUGUGAAACCUACGCAAGAGGUCUCUAGUGAAAUAUCUGAUUCUUUUCUAAAAGUAAUUCCACUACAGACUCAAGCGAUCUCGCCUAAUGAUAUGAAAGGAGUUAGAGUAAUACCAUUGCAGCAUAAGAAUACGAAUUCCACGGAGUUUCUUAAUAUUUUGGAUAAACGAGAUAAGAGAACAAGUCGGAAAACAGAUAGACUUAAUCAGACUACAGCGACAGUGCCUAAAACUGGACGAGAUGGCAAGGGCGGAAGAAAUCGUCAGGCAGGAUCUGAGAGUAAGUCAACUGAAGACGAUGCCACAAUCGAAAACAAAGAAAAUGAAGGAAAUCAGAAUGGGAAUGAGAAAAAUGGUAAAAAAGGGCGUCCUAAAAGUCCCUGUGACCCAAUAGAGAGUGAACCGUAUGUUAAUAUAGAGAUAGUCAAGUAUGGACGAGACCCUAACAAUACAUUUAGUUCUGGUACAAUCGUAAGAGUGGCAUGUGGAAAGGGCUAUGGGCUGAACCUUGAGGCGAAUGCAACUGCUAAAUGUGUUAGAGGGAGAUGGAAGCCGGAAAAGCCUGUGUGUGAAGUUCUACCAUGCCACGUGCCCCCCACUGAGUAUGGAAUCUAUACUAUGUCUCCAAACGGGAACUUGGGCAGUCUUAUCGCCGGCACCAAUAGAGAUGACGACAGAGAGCUGAAUGAAACAGACCCAGUUCCUAAUGGACAAAUAAUACAUUUCUCCUGUGAAUAUGGAUAUAACGUACAAGGACCGACGAACUUACGUUGUUGGCUUGGUGAAUGGGCAGUUACCAGUAUGCCUGAAUGUGUGCCAGCGCCAUGCGAACUGCCCCUGCUCACGGGCGCGACAUACGAGGCUGGUUAUCGCGCAGGUCUAACAGUUGCGCACGCGUCAUCUGUUGGCAUAUCCUGCGAGCCUGGACGUUCACCACCCGCAACACUCAACUGUCAUUUGGGCAGAUUACAGCCAUCUGUACAUGAGUUUUGUAGACCGCAGUUAAACGUGACACGACCCUGGAUAAAAUCAAAUUUCCAAAGCGGCUCUGAUAUUGUAAGAGGAGAUAUUUCAGAGUUGGAACCCGAUUUGCAAGAAGGGGCAAUACCCUGCGCCCCACCCGAGAGGGUGCAAGGCACUUUGAUAUAUAGAGAUGGCUCUGACGUAAAUGAGACAUAUGAUAUCAAGGAUACGUACCCUCAUGGUGUGAAAAUAACAUUUAGUUGCAUCGCAUCUAUAAUGGGCGAAAAAACCACAUGGAAAAUUAUAUGCGAAAAUGGAAAUUGGGUUGGAAAGAGUUUUAAUUGUGACGAAUUAGACGCUCAAAGCGAAGAACUAAUAAGCAACAACACGUGCACGUUUCGUAAUGAAGAACCACAUGUGGUGUCAUUCUUUAAUGAUCUGCAGAUAACUGAAACGGUUGAGUUUCCUCCCGGGGCUGUUAUUGUAUCUAGAUGCAGUGACAUAGGAAAGUAUGCCUUAACAGGAUCGCAGACCAGACGUUGUAUCGGCGGGUCAUGGGAUGGAAUCAAACCUACUUGCUUUGGGCUUAAUCAAGAAAAUGACUAUGCUAUGGAAAAGCCCCCAACAAUACUUUUCCGUCAUUCAAACGGACCCAUAGCUCAGACAAAUGAUGGGAAACUGUUGGUGUACCCUGGAACUGUGCUACACAUGGAGUGUCUGUGGAUGAGGAGGUUCGGAAACCCCAAAUGGAAUGUGACUCACUUUAUCCCCGAUUCAGAGAGGAAAUAUACCGAGGGCUGGAGCACAGACCCAGGUCGAGAUAGUCAGCUGGAAUACCGUAUAAGCAUCAUGAACGCGGAGAAGGAGGACUCAGGCAUAUACCGGUGCGAGACACCUGCGAGACAGAGUCAUCAGGUCGAGAUCAUCGUGGAAGACGUUCACUGUCCACCUCUACCCAUACGAAGAGGUCUAGUUCCAAGCAGUCUUGACACUCAGCUGGGCAGUGAGAUCACCUUCUCCUGCGCGAAUGGGAAUGCUUUACUUGGAGCUUCUACCUUGUUCUGUCGGGCUUCAGGCAAUUGGAGUGCACCUUUACCUGUUUGUGAGAGUGUAGAAUGCGGUGAUGUGGUCCACGACACUCCAAUAAAUGAUGGGGAAAGAAGACCCAGGGUGGCGGUGGUAUCUCGAGGCGUUGGGGGUCGGGCAGCCUUCUCCUGCCCCCCUGGCUGGGCACUUAAUGGACCAACUGAGACCGUGUGCCUACCUGCUGCAGAUUGGGCUAAACCUUUCCCUGUUUGUCGAGAGGUAUCCUGCCCCGCCCUUCCACCCCCUGCAUCAGGAUACGUCCUAGGUCGGGCUCCAUACCGCGCUGGUGAUGUCCUGCAAUUUCACUGCAAUCCAGAACACACCCUGCACGGCAGACCCAUUCUGGUGUGCCAGGACAGCGGCAGGUGGAGUGACAAGCCCCCCACUUGUGCUCAAGCGUGCACGUAUCCGGGAACGACAAUAUCCGGUCGAAUGUCAUCUGUCAAGUUCUACUAUAAGAUCGGGGAAACUGUUUCCUUUACGUGUGAACCUGGAUACAGAAUCAAGGGAGCGCCAAUGUUAAGAUGCCUGAAAAAUAGGAAAUGGUCCAACGCCAUCCCACUCUGCACACCAAUAUCAAACUUCACAUCGUCAGAUUCCAUAGCUAUGUUGAACGGUGACAUUGACGCAAUGCUGUCAGAUGGCGCCAUCUUGACCACAGACAUAUCUAAAAUCGAAACGCCCGCCAUUUUGUCCCCACAGAGUCUCAAAGCCGCCAUGACACGAGUAGCUGCAACAAGGCUUUUACGUAGAGCACCGAUAGAAACUGUUAAAAAUAGAAUUUAUAGGGUAAACCGAAUUCUACGGAGGGAUACGGGAAGAUAA
Molecule: messenger RNA, 4164 nt
Organism: Pieris macdunnoughi
Lineage: Eukaryota; Metazoa; Arthropoda; Insecta; Lepidoptera; Pieridae
Source: the annotation of a GenBank genome assembly